This is a messenger RNA of Psylliodes chrysocephalus, 1392 nucleotides long. The record is from the annotation of a GenBank genome assembly. Lineage: Eukaryota; Metazoa; Arthropoda; Insecta; Coleoptera; Chrysomelidae.
AUGAUGGUUACUCAAAUUAUUGCUGGUUUAAAAAAUUUCUUCAUAUUUAAUUCUACACUCAGCACUAAGGAGGGAGAGGAACUUAAGAAAAUAUUAUAUUACUAUCCUGUAACAGACAAUACCGAUGUUCAGAUUAAAAAUGUAGGACUGGUCGAAGGAAUUGUACAAUUUACAGACACCUUUAGGCCGUCAUCGCCUGUUAGUUCUCUCCAUACCAAUAAAACAAGGCAUUUAUACUAUCAACCAGAAAAAGAUUUUUGGUUAGUUAUGACACUAAAACUUAACCGACCCACAAAAGAAAAAGAACUAUCAAAUGAGUCGGAAGAUUUGGAAGAUGAUAUUGAAGAUAGUGUAUAUCAAGCUCUAUUGAAACAAGCAUAUUUGAUGUACAGGCUCUUUUGGGGUACAUUUAGAGAUGCUAAAAAUACAGAUGCACUUAAAAUGACAUUGGAAUUAUUUUACAGAGCUUAUUUACAAUCGAUGAAGUUGGCAAAUGCAGAUAUUCUUAACAUGUUUUCUGGAAUACAGUACUUGCCUUUAGAUAAAGAUUGUUUUCUUAAAGUACAAACAUUUGUGAACUGUUUGGAAAGUACAUAUGACUUUAUUAUACACACAUCAUUUCUCUAUAAUGACUACUUGAUCUGGAGUGGCAUAGAACCAUCUGAUAUGCAAGUUGUUUAUCAAUAUCUAAUAGGAACACUAUUACCAGCUAACGUUGAGGCAGAAAUGCAAGGGGGGUCGAUUCCCAGAAAUUCUCCAUCACCCUUUGCUGCAUUACGCCAUGGUCGUUUCAUUACUGGUCCCUCGAAUUUAAAAUUAGCCCAAACUGUGGGUAAAGUUCCUAAAGUGUACCUUUUCGCCAAUGGAGAAUCACAGGAGUUUUAUCUAGUUGUUUAUAGAGCCCUUAGUGCAACUGUUUGUCUGUUUAUAAAAGGUGACACUGAACUUAAUUUAGAAUUAUUCAAAACUCUCGACGAUGUCAUCAACACCAAACUAAUAAACAUAGUAUCUGAUAUUGCAGACUACUGUUCAAAACAAGUUAUAACACCCAAUCUCUCCGAUACUGCUUCGAGAUACAUUUACUUUAAUAACAUAAACUUAGCAUACAAAAGCACAGCUCACUUGGAUAACAAGCAAAGUGGAAAUUUAGCUUGCCCGAAAGAAUCUGUCAGAAUCGCGGCAGAAAUGAAAGGAAACAUUCCAUUUUUGGGACAGGCGGGAGAGACUAUCGUCAAGACUAUGAAUGACUGUUGGGUAGUUAUGAAAACGUCCAAUCAUCGGGAGUUUUAUAUAGCACUUCAACAAAAGAACGCUAGUUUAAUUGAUAUAAGUGAGGAAGUUAAAAAACUUUGCGACACUGAACUCAAGGGCAUAUUCUUCAACCAACUUUGA